This is a messenger RNA of Gadus morhua (Atlantic cod), 2822 nucleotides long. RefSeq names its product phosphodiesterase 11a (gene pde11a). Lineage: Eukaryota; Metazoa; Chordata; Actinopteri; Gadiformes; Gadidae. Gene Ontology annotation, biological process: signal transduction. The record is from RefSeq and is a predicted model, not a curated record. Bases 885 to 2822 code for a protein of 645 amino acids. The transcript is spliced from 13 exons. Gene Ontology annotation, molecular function: 3',5'-cyclic-nucleotide phosphodiesterase activity; protein binding.
UAAGCCAGUAUAAUUAAAACACCCAUUGUACAUUUUUUACAUUGCAAUUUCCAAUGCGUCCUGCAUGAUGGUAAGAUCUGCACAGAUAUGAAGGCUGGAUAAUGGUGAUAUAUCUACAAGCCUUUCAACUGUAUACAUGAAAUAUGUAUUUAGUACAAGUAACAUAAAGCAAGAACAGAAAUACUUUGCUCGGUCUUAUCUUUCUUUGUACAGUGACGACCGCUGAUGCUGCAUAUACUUUGACGCGCCGUUUAAAAGUAGGAUAUAUACACACCAAAAGGCUGAUAACUCAAGAAAGAAGCCAACGGCAUCGAUUCUAUUUUCCUGUGUUUAGUUAUUGUCUCCCACCGGUCGAUGCUCUGAGAAGAUGCUCCUUCUGUGCGAUGACGUGCACGUCAGCAUCCUCCAGCCAGUGUUGCCAGAUUGGGCUGGACAUUGUGCCCAAUCUGGCAACACUGCCUCCAGCGCGCCGUUCGCCAACACCGUCAUUUGCGCACAGAAGCUCUGCUCGACGGAGAUGCUCCAGUCCAGAGUGGCUGAGUCGAGGAAAGAGUGACCGUCCAGGCUACAGGGGGAUCGUAUCUGGUUCUAUACUAUGGAUCUGCUGGAUAUGUUUCCUUAUGUUUUAAUGAUUCACGGCCCAAAGUGAGGAGAUGUCAGAGGGAAUAUGCGGGCGCUUCGGAGAGUCUCCAGCAGCACCGCUCCCAAUCACGGAGGUUGGGAUCGUAUCCGCGGGUCCUCCGCGGGAGGUAUGCCUCUGAGGAAGUUGUGGUGUCAACGGAUUCUCUACUUUGAUCCCCGAUGAGAGAUGGUACGUGAUAAUUAUCUAACUGUAACUUCAUGGAUUUGAUGAUACUGACGUGACAUCCAGCUGAAGUACAGACAUGGCAAUGUCCAACAUGGUCUUCUCGGACGUGGAAACUUUUCUGGACACGCACCCGGAGUUAUUCGAGGACUAUUUAAACCGAAAGGGGAAGCAAAGCAUGGUGGAGAAAUGGCUCAAGACUCACCCGGCGAGCAAACCAACCGCGUCCUCCGCUCAGGUCGCCGCGGAACCGGAGAAACCGUACGCGCGUAAAGAGAGCUGGGCGAGCCGGGGCGACGGCGCCCAGAGGCGUGCGUCGCAGAAGGAGCUCCGCACGACAUUCGCCCGGUCCAAGGCCAUGAACUGCAAUAGAACUUACGACGAGCACGUUAAUACCCGGGCUCAGGAACCGCUGACGAGCAUGAGGAGACGAGCGCUUCUCCGGAAAGCCAGCUCCCUGCCCCCGACCACCGCACACAUCCUCAGCGCCCUGCUGGAGUCCCGCGUCAACAUCCCCCAGUACCCCUCCACCGCGGUGGACUUUAAGUACUACCUCAAGGAGCACAACGAGCGCGAGUUCUUCCUGGAGCUGGUGAAGGACAUCUCCAACGAUUUGGAUAUAACCAGUCUGAGCUACAAGAUCCUGGUGUUCGUGUGCAUCAUGGUGGACGCGGACCGCUGCUCUCUGUUCCUGGUUGAGGGCUCGGCCAACAAGAAGACGCUCGUGUCGAAAUUCUUUGACGUGCACGCUGGGAUUACAAUCUUACCUUCUUUGAGGAAUUCCGACGAAGUGCAGGUUCCCUGGGGGAAAGGCAUCAUUGGAUAUGUGGCUGAGCACGGGGAGACCGUAAACAUCCCUGAUGCUUAUCAGGACCGCCGCUUCAGCGACGAGAUCGACAAGAUGACGGGCUACAAGACGCAGUCGCUGCUGUGCAUGCCCAUCCACAACAGCGACGGCGAGGUCAUCGGCGUGGCCCAGGCCAUCAACAAGAGCCCGGGCGGCGCCCUCUUCACAGAGGAAGACGAGAGGGUGCUCCAGAUGUACCUUCCCUUCUGUGGGAUCGCCAUCUCCAACGCCCAGCUCUUCGCCGCCUCCAGGAAGGAGUACGACAGGAGUCGGGCGCUUCUAGAGGUGGUGAACGACCUGUUUGAGGAGCAGACGGACCUGGAGAAGAUCGUCAGGAAGAUCAUGCACCGCGCCCAGACGCUGCUCAAGUGCGAGCGCUGCUCCGUGCAGCUCCUGGAGGACAUCGAGUCCCCGGUGGUGAAGUUCACCAAGUCCUUCGAGCUGCUGUCGCCCAAGUGCAGCGCAGACACCGAGAACAGUUUCAAAGACAGCAUGGAGCGGUCCUCCUACUCUGAUUGGCUCAUCAACAACAGCAUCGCCGAGCUGGUGGCGUCCACUGGUUUGCCCGUCAACAUCAGCGACGCCUAUCAGGACCCCCGCUUCGACGCCGAGGCGGACCAGUUCUCCGGCUUCCACAUCCGCUCGGUUCUCUGCGUGCCCAUAUGGAACAGCAACCACCAGAUCAUAGGUGUGGCACAGGUGUUGAACAGACUGGACGGGAAGCCCUUCGACGACGCUGACCAGCGUCUCUUCGAGGCGUUUGUGAUCUUCUGCGGUCUCGGCAUUAACAACACCAUCAUGUACGACCAGGUGAAGAAGUCAUGGGCCAAGCAGUCUGUCGCCCUGGAUGUGCUCUCCUACCACGCCACGUGCUCCAAGACUGAAGUUGAUAAAUUCAAGGCGGCUAACAUCCCCCUGGUGUGUGAGCUGGGUAUCGACAUGCUGCCCUUCGACGACUUCUCCCUGGACGUGGACGCCAUGGUGACGGCUGCCCUCAGGAUGUUCAUGGAGCUGGGCAUGGUGCAGAAGUUCAGGAUCGACUACGAGACGCUGUGCCGCUGGUUGCUGACGGUCCGGAAGAACUACCGCAUGGUCCUCUACCACAACUGGAGACACGCCUUCAACGUCUGCCAGUGCAUGUUCGCCAUGCUCACGGUAUAUACAGUAUAG